Molecule: messenger RNA, 4673 nt
Organism: Entelurus aequoreus (snake pipefish)
Lineage: Eukaryota; Metazoa; Chordata; Actinopteri; Syngnathiformes; Syngnathidae
Gene: dus1l
Product: dihydrouridine synthase 1-like (S. cerevisiae)
Exons: 14
Coding region: 233-1639 (468 amino acids)
Molecular function (GO): tRNA dihydrouridine synthase activity
Source: RefSeq, a predicted model, not a curated record
UAGUCGGUACCUUUUUAGUGUUACACAUGGCCGUACCUCACUGUAAGGAAGUGUCCACGGACAACUAUCUACUUAUCUAAUUGUAAUUUACACAACUAUAUACUUAUUAUUAUGCUCUUGUACACAACUAUCUACUUAUCUACUACUACUAGUGACUGUAAUUACAUCCUUUAAAUUGUCAUGUACACAACUAUCUACUACUACUAGUGACUAGUCUUACAAGAUCUGGACCAUGGCUAAGCUUCAGGGGUUUGAUUUCUGGAAGAAGACCCUGAAAGAAGCCUGCUUCGUGGUGGCACCCAUGGUGGACCAGAGUGAGCUGGCUUGGCGUCUACUCAGCCGUCGCCAUGGCGCCCACCUGUGCUACACACCUAUGCUUCAUGCUCAGGUGUUUGUUCGGGAUGCCAACUACAGGCGGGAGAACCUCUACAACGAGGUGUGCCAGGAGGACAGACCGCUGAUCACUCAGUUCUGUGCCAAUGACCCCGAGGUGUUCAUUCAGGCAGCCAUGUUGGCGCAGGACUAUUGUGACGCCAUUGAUCUCAACCUGGGUUGUCCUCAGAUGAUCGCCAAAAGGGGACACUAUGGAGUCUUCCUGCAGGAUGAAUGGGAGCUGUUGGAAAAAAUGGUCAGGCUGGCCAAUGAAAAGCUGUCGGUGCCAAUCACAUGUAAGAUCCGCAUCUUCCAGGACCUUGACAAGACCGUCCGCUACGCCCAAAUGCUGGAGAAGGCAGGAUGCCAGCUGCUCACAGUACAUGGCAGGACCAAGGAGCAGAAAGGAGCCAUGACAGGAAUUGCCAGCUGGGAGCACAUCAAAGCAGUACGGAAGGCCCUCCACAUUCCUGUGUUUGCUAACGGCAACAUCCAGCAUCUGAGUGAUGUGCAACGCUGCAUCCAGGAGACAGGUGUGCAAGGGGUGAUGAGUGCAGAGGGGAACCUCCAUAACCCAGCACUGUUUGAAGGGCACAGCCCCCCAGUGUGGGAGAUGGCUGAGGAGUACCUGGACAUGGUCCACAAGCAUCCACCCUGCAACUUGUCCUUUGUACGAGCACACCUCUUCAAACUGUGGCACCACACGCUCCAGGUCCACCAGGACCUGAGGGAGGAGUUGGCCAAGGUGAAGACCUUGGAGAGUUUGGCCAACGUUAGCAAAGAGCUGAAGAUGCGCUGCCAGGAUGAGAUAGCCAGAGGACAUGAGAAGAAGAAUGAGGGUGUCCCUCACUGGAUCUGCCAGCCCUAUGUGAGACCACAGCCCAAAGAUCCAGCUGCCAAAGGUGAGGAGUCCCAAGUCCAGAAGUGCCAGAAGAGAGUGCUGGAGGACUGGGACGGGACAGGGCAGACACUCUCCAAAAAUAAACUGAAGAAAAGAUCCCGCAACCCCAACAAGAACUUCAGCCCAGAUCAGAAACCCAAGUACAUCAAAUGUGAAGAGUGUGGGAAUCCAAAGGGAAACAAGUGUGUCUUCAGUCUGUGUCGAGGAUGCUGCAAGAAGAAGUCCUACAAGGAAGUGGCCAACUGUUUAAGUCACGGCUUGAAGUUCAAGACCAAGGCAGAGAGAAGUAAAGCUCUAGAAGGGAAGGACAUUGAGAUGGAGAGAAAGUGCAACUCUCCUCAGCAUCUUCUACAUCAGAAGGUUUAGGAUGGUCCUCGCUCUUGACAACCAUCUUCUACAUCAGAAGGUUUAGGAUGGUCCUCACUCUUGACAACCCUUUUCUACAUCAGAAGGUUUAGGAUGGUCCUCACUCUUGACAACCAUCUUCUCCAACAACUUGAUUAUCAUGAGCACAGCCUGUCAACAUUUGAAUAAAGGGCUCCUUCAAGAACUUGUAUUUGUUCAGAAGUACACAGAUACAAAUCAUGUGUGACUUUGUAAACACUACUCAGUCACAUGGAAGGUAUCUCCACUGGUCCCUACUCAGUCACAUGGAAGGUAUCUCCACUGGUCCCUACUCAUUCACAUGGAAAGUAUCUCUAUUGGUCCCUACUCAGUCACAUGGAAGGUAUCUCCACUGGGCCCCACUCAGUCACAUGGACGGUAUCUCCACUGACUGUGGUCCACUGGUUCCCACUCAGUCACAUGGAAGGUAUCUCCACUGACUGUGGUCCACUGGUCCCCACUCAGUCUCAUGGAAGGUAUCUCCACUGACUGUGGUCCACUGGUCCCCACUCAGUCACUUGGAAGGUAUCUCCACUGACUGUGGUCCACUGGUCCCCACUCAGUCACAUGGACGGUAUCUCCACUGACUGUGGUCCACUGGUCCCCACUCAGUCACAUGGAAGGUAUCUCCACAGACUGUGGUCCCCACUCAGUCACAUGGAAGGUAUCUCCACUGGUUCCCACUCAGUCACAUGGAAGGUAUCUCCACUGACUUUGGUCCACUGGUCCCCACUCAGUCACAUGGAAGGUAUCUCCACUGGUCCCCACUCAGUCACAUGGAAGGUAUCUCCACUGACUUUGGUCCACUGGUCCCCAUUCAGCCACAUGGAAGGUAUCUCCAUUGACUGUGGUCCACUGGUCCCCACUCAGUCGCAUGGAAGGUAUCUCCACUGACUUUGGUCCACUGUCACAAGACAUUUGGUUCACUUUGGGUGUGAUGUACACUGGUCCCCACUCAGUCACAUGACAUCAUGUUCACUUUGGGUGUGAUGUACACUGGUCCCCACUCAGUCACAUGACAUCAUGUUCACUUUGGGUGUGAUGUACACUGGUCCCCACUCAGUCACAUGACAUCAUGUUAACUUUGGUUGUGAUGUACACUGGUCCCCACUCAGUCACAUGACAUCAUGUUCACUUUGGGUGUGAUGUACACUGGUCCCCACUCAGUCACAUGACAUCAUGUUCACUUUGGGUGUGAUGUACACUGAUCCCCACUCAGUCACAUGACAUCAUGUUCACUUUGGGUGUGAUGUACACUGGUCCCCACUCAGUCACAUGACAUCAUGUUCACUUUGGGUGUGAUGUACACUGGUCCCCACUCAGUCACAAGACAUCAUGUUCACUUUGGGUGUGAUGUACACUGUUAAAAAGCAUUGUAGGAUUGUGGGUAAUCCAAGAUGGCGGCGCGCAUAGACGCAGCGGUUCAGAGCUCUCUUUUUUGGUGCAAGUUUUUGUUAUUUUUGCAUGUAUGGUGUGUGUGUGUCUGUCCACAUUAUGCCGGGCGACUAACAUCUACAGUCGACCCGAACUUCUUAAAUUGGGACUACGGAGUGAGUAAGAAGUCACAGCUGAGUUUCUUCGUUUACACGAGAUACCGGCGGACAUAGCCAGGACACCGGGCUCUCCGUGGAUUACAUUUCCCAGGAGAAGGAGGCAGAGGGACAGGAAGCAAAAGCGGGGCUGCAGAGCUGGCGUGCUAGCUAGGCUCCGCAAGCUGCCAUUCAAACCAUCGCUUCCCAGUAUUUUUUUUUAUCGAAUGCAAGAUCCCUCGCCAACAAGCUGGACGAGCUGAAGCUGCAGAUUGCGACAAAUAAGAUGGUCAGGGACAGCUGCAUUCUGCUCAUCACGGAGACGUGGCUUCACCCGCUCAUCCCGGACACGGCUAUCGAGCUAGCGGGCCGCACAACACAUCAGCAUGACAGAACCAAGGACUCCGGUAAGAGCAGAGGAGGGGGGCUGUGCAUCUACGUCAACAACAGCUGGUGCACCAACACCAAGACUGUUACCAGUCACUGCUCAUCUGAUUUGGAGUACGUUACUGUGAAAUGCAGACCCAUCUACCUUCCAUGGGAGUUUAAUGUUGUCAUGCUAACGGCUGUUUACAUACCACCGGCAGCUAAUGCUAGUAUGGCCCUCAGGGUGUUACAUGACUCCAUUAGCAGUCAACAAAGCGCGUAUCCUGAGGCGGUGCACAUCAUUGCUGGAGACUUUAAUCAUGCAGAAUUAAAAACUGUGCUCCCUAAAUUCCAUCAGCACAUUAAAUGUGCAACUAGGAGGAAAAAUACUUUGGACAAGGCAUACUCGAAUAUCAAGAGUAGCUACAGGGCUAAGCCACUACCACACUUGGGCCAGUCCGACCACCUGUCAGUGUUGUUAAUCCCAGCAUACACCCCCCUCAGGAAAAGUGCUCCCCCGACAACUAAAACUGUCAAAAUCUGGCCUGAGGGCGCCUCAUAGCAACUCCAGGUGUCAUGAUCCGUUACCCGGAUCAUGGCAUGAUUUAUGUUGGUAAUGUUUCUGUUUUAGUCUGUUUCCUGGGUGCACCCUCUUUCCUUGUUUACUGUUGUUUUCCAUGUGCACUGAUUCAACUCACCUUUCUUAGUUUAGCAAUUAGUGUUCCCACCAGGUGUUUUGCUUAAUCACUCGCCUUUAUAGUUUCCUGUCACCCAGCAAUAGUUGCUGGGUCAAUGUUUUCUGUAGGCAACAUUUACAUUCUCCUGUUUUUUCUCCUCGCUAUAGUAAGUUUGUACACACUAGCAUUCCUCGUUUUUCACCCUUGGUGACAUUUUGUGUUUUUUAGCCCCAUGCUUGCUAGUAUCCUCAGUUUGUAUUUUUGAUCCUGCCUUUCAAAUAAUUAAAAACCUUAAUCUUAUGCACGCCGCUCCUGCUUGUUUCCUGUGUUGGAGGGGAACACAACCAGCGAAGCUAUGCGUCCCCGAAGACGUAACACCAGGAUUGCUUUGAAAGAACCAACUGGGGCAUCUUUGAACAACAGGACCUGGAGGACUACACUUUA